Messenger RNA from Anopheles moucheti, 2950 nucleotides. RefSeq names its product netrin-B-like. The coding region runs from base 138 to 2189 and encodes 683 amino acids. The record is from RefSeq and is a predicted model, not a curated record. NCBI's taxonomy places the organism in Eukaryota, Metazoa, Arthropoda, Insecta, Diptera, Culicidae. Gene Ontology annotation, molecular function: protein binding. The transcript has 8 exons.
GUGUAUAUCCAAGCGGUUUUUUUGCAGUUUCGCCGAUCAAUUUUAACCCCGCAAGAGGGUCGCUAGUUGGUGUUCCGCGUGCUACGUCCCACGCGGAAGGGCGUCGCAGUGAAGUGCAGUGUGGUGUGGUGACGAGCAUGCGACCUACAACGAUGACGGUGCCCGGCGGAAAUCCGUGGCAGUAUGCGAUACUCUUGACACUGUUGCUGGCCGGUGAAGGGUGGGCCGUACACCGGGGCCAAUACCAUCGCAGCUUUGCGGACCACCCGGUAAACGAUCCGUGCCUGGACGAGGAUCGUCCGCGCCGCUGUAUGCCGGACUUUGUGAACGCGGCGUUCGACGUACCGAUCGAGGCGUCGUCGACGUGCGGCCAGGGCAAACCGGCCCGGUUUUGCGAUCUGAAAGAAUCGUCCGACGGUGGGCUGACGGGCGGACGGUCCGGGAUGGUGGAGUCUACCUGCGAGAUCUGUGACGAGGCGGAUGUGACCAAGCGCUACUCAGCCCUUUCCCUCACCGAUGUGCACAACACGAACAAUGUGACCUGCUGGCGGUCGGAGCCGCGCAGCGGUACGCUGGAUGCUGGUCCAGACAACGUGACGCUAACGCUGUCGCUCGGCAAGAAGUUUGAGCUGACGUACGUGAGCCUGACGUUCUGCCCGCACGCGAUCCGGCCCGACUCGAUGGCGAUCUACAAGAGUGCGGACUACGGCAAGAAUUGGUUGCCGUUCCAGUUUUACAGCUCCCAGUGCCGGAAGCUGUACGGCCGCCCGACGAAGGCAACGAUUUCGCCCAGUAACGAACAGGAGGCGCGCUGCGUAGAUCACAACCGCUACAGUGUGGAUGUUGUGCAAGGGUCCCGGAUCGCGUUCAGCACACUGGAGGGACGUCCGUCGGCGCCCGAUUUUGACAACUCCGUCAUCCUGCAGGAUUGGGUCACCGCCACCGACAUUCGGGUCAUCUUCCAUCGUCUCCAGCCGGCGAGCGGUGGGGGAGGUGGAGGCGGCGGCGGCUCUUCGCUCGCGAAAUCGCAAUCAACCGAGCUGCUCGGCGGUGGCAAGUUUGGCGGUGUGCCCAAAAAGGCAUCUGACUUCCUGUUGCAUCCCCGGGACAUCGGCACCCAGGGUGUUGGGUCCGGGGUGCUGACCUACGCACUGUCCGACUUUGCCGUCGGUGGACGGUGCAAGUGUAACGGGCACGCGUCCCGGUGCGUGAAGGGUGCGGAAGGAAAGCUCGAGUGUGAUUGCAAGCACAACACCGCCGGUCGAGACUGUGAACGCUGCAAACCGUUCUACUUCGAUCGACCCUGGGGCCGCGGUACGAUGCGCGACGCGAACGAAUGCAAAGCCUGUCAGUGUAACGGCCAUGCCAGGAAGUGCCGAUUCAAUCUCGAGCUGUACAAGAUGUCGGGACGUGUUUCGGGUGGUGUGUGCACGGACUGCCGGCAUGAUACAGCCGGGCGCCACUGCCAUUACUGCCGCGAGGGCUUCUACAAGGAUCCAUCCAAACCGCUCACCCACAAGAAAACCUGCAAGCCAUGCGACUGCCAUCCGAUUGGGUCGUCUGGUAAGAGCUGCAACCACACGACGGGCCAGUGCACCUGUAAGGAAGGCGUAACGGGACUGAACUGCAACCGAUGCACCCGCGGCUACCAGCAGAGCCGCUCGCAUAUCGCACCGUGCAUAAAAAUACCUCGAGUCAUUAACAUCAACCACCAAGCCCAGAACACUGCACCAGAAUCCUACCAGUACGAUCCGGAUGCAAGCGAAAGCACCAAAGAAAAUUGUGGCAAAUGCAAAUUCGACACGAAGCGGCUUAACCUGAACAAAUUCUGCAAACGCGAUUAUGCCAUCAUGGCGAAGGUGACGGGCCGUUCGACGCCGGGAGGCAAAAAUUCUCCCCGUGACGAGGUACGCUUCAAUCUUCAGGUGCAAUCGGUGUUCAAAUCGAACGGACCGCUGCUAAUGGCAAGCCAGCGCAAAUCUAGCAUUGGGCUGCUGGUACCGUCGAAGAAUCUUGACUGCCGCUGUCCCAACAUCAAGAUCAACAAGUCUUACCUGAUCCUCGGCAUGGACGCGAAGAGCAAUGCGGAAAAUCUAAUGCUCGGCCCGAAAACGAUCAUCAUCGAGUGGAAGGAUGACUGGAAUAGGCGGCUGCGCCGAUAUCAGCAACAGGCGGGCUCAUGCUACUAGACCGACCAGCGGCAUCCGCUCGAAUUAUCGACCACGUAAAGUAGCCGAAUAAAUUCGAUUCCGUAAUUCGUGCGCGUGAUCGCUGGGCAAAAGGAAAGCGAGUUCUAGUGUGUAGAUGUCUUUUCUUCGGUGCUGCACUUGGCAGGCCGGGAAAGGAUCCGGCUGGUGCAGCGGCAAGAUGGCAUACCGCCAAUAGUAUUCUUCAUGCCACCCGUUCCUCAAACAAAACCAACCAUGCCCCCUCCUCCCUUUUCCCCACCCCCGGAAUCCACCGAAAACUCGACGCGCGAACCUGAUUUGUUUUUCCUUCUGGAAGCAGGUGGGGCGCGCAUGACGUUUCUUGCCUGGCACCACCACCAGUAGUGCGAAGUUGUUUCCACUAAAUUAUUAUUACCCAAAUGUAAUCUCUAUUAAUCAUUUGUACGCUAGUGUCAGUCUGCUUUAUCUGCAUAUCAGUAAGAGGUGUUUUUUUUAAUGUUUAUUGAGGUGAUCUUGCCAUGGUGCGUAGUGUGCACCCGUUAGGCAGAUUCGGUCAUAUCAUACAACAGGAGCUGGGCAUGUUCUUGUUUCAUUUUUAGAAGCUUAAUUGUUAAACAAAGAAAUGGGUGCGAGAAGAGAAAAAAAACGAGAAGAAACGAAAAGGUAAAUCAACCAUUUCGUAGGCUCUGUUUUGUUACGCCUCCAUUUGCCCUUAAUUACCCACUUAUUCCCUGAUUGUAGCCUGAUUUAGCCGUUUCGUUCCGGUGCCAUUUGCAGUAGGG